This is a messenger RNA of Prunus avium (sweet cherry), 1354 nucleotides long. RefSeq lists its product as uncharacterized. NCBI's taxonomy places the organism in Eukaryota, Viridiplantae, Streptophyta, Magnoliopsida, Rosales, Rosaceae. The record is from RefSeq and is a predicted model, not a curated record.
CUACUCAUUCUUCAACUUCAAAAUCUAAGGAAAGAAAACACCAUUUGCAUUUGCAACCCACCUAACUUUUUUCUUUUCUUGGUCCCUCUAAAAUUUGAUAAUCUUCUCUCUCUCUUUCUCUCUCUUUCUUUUUCUCAUCACCCACCCACCACCACCAUUCCAACUUUUCUCUCUCUCCCUAUCUUUUUCUCAUUUUCCAAACAACCAUUUUUCUCCCUCUAGAAAAUAUUAACUAAUCUUUGCUUCUUGCCGACUAUAUAUACCACCUCCUACCACAUCACUUAUUAAUAUACUUGCCCACCACCUUUUCUCUCGUUGCUUUGACAACUCUCAAUCUCUCUCUAUAUACCUUUUUUCUCUUUGGUGUCUCUCUCUCCUGAAACACAAUCCUGGAUUUGGGUCUUCUUUGUCCCCUCUGAAACCAAACCAAACCAAACCCACUCUUCAUUUUUCUCAUUGGUUCACAAUGGAUAACAGCAUCAACCAUAAUAGGAAACGAGCCCGAAAUGACUCGGACGACCCAGAAACAAAACAUACCCAACUCGAGUUCAAACUCGUCCGAGUCGACUCGAGUCACUCAGUUGCCUGCCCGCCCGAGUCGGGUUCCACCGUGUUCGACUCGACCAACUCGGAGGUGAACUCGGACGAGUCGUUGACUCCGCAGCCUGUCCGGGUCGACUCGGACGAGUUGGUUAUAGAGUCGGAGGAGGUUAAGCUGAUCCAAGACGACCUCCUCAACAUCCUGGACGACUCGGACACCGUUACCGACCGUGACCCGGCGAUCCAGGACCUUGACUCGGUGAUUAAAAGCUUCGAGGAAGAGAUACAGGUUCCGGCAUUUCCCGUGUCCGAAACGACGUCGUCUCCAGGCGGGUCGUCGCAGCCGGAACUAGGUUACCUUCUAGAGGCUUCUGACGACGAACUCGGCCUCCCGCCGACCAAUGGAGGAAGCGAGGACGGAAAGUUGGAGGCCGCUGAUUUUACGUCGAGUGGUUCGGAGGCGGUUGGAUUGGACGGGAUGCUAGGGUUUGAGAACGACAUCAUUCCGAGUUACGACUCGUUUGAGUUCGGAAUUGGUGGCGACUGUAACUUGAACAACAAUUAUAAUGGCGGGGCGGAGUACGUGGCAUUAGGUGGGUUGUUUGAUUACUCGGAUGGCAGCGUUUCGGAUGUUUCGUGGCGAACCGAAUCGCUCUCUGCUCUGUAGGAACGUUUCGGCGGCAAGGCGGUGGGGGUGUUUUUGUUUACAACCCCGGACCGCUUUGUUAGACGUGUAGCUGUUUAUAUGAUAGGUUGUAAACUUGACACAAAGUAAAAGACAAGAACAUGGAAAAUUUUGAAUUUGAACCCAACA